Messenger RNA from Castor canadensis (American beaver), 2016 nucleotides. It is a transcript of the gene Podxl2, whose product is annotated as podocalyxin like 2. Lineage: Eukaryota; Metazoa; Chordata; Mammalia; Rodentia; Castoridae. The record is from RefSeq and is a predicted model, not a curated record. Gene Ontology annotation, biological process: leukocyte tethering or rolling.
AUGGCCCGGCCGCUGCGGGCCGCCCGGCUGCCUCCGCUGCUGCUGCUGCUGCUGGCCGCGGGAGUGUCCCUGGGCACAUGUGCAGCAGGGACUGAUGAGUCUGGCCCUGAGGGCCUCACCUCCACCUCUCUGCUGGACCUCCUGCUGCCCACUGGCCUGGAGCCACUGGAUUCCGAGGAGCCCAGUGAGACCAUGGGCCUGGGGGCCCCUGGCUCAGGCUUCCCUAGCGAAGAGAGCGAGGAGUCCCGGAUUCUGCAGCCACCACAGUACUUCUGGGAAGAGGAGGAGGAGCUGAAUGGCUCCAGUCUGGACCUGGGACCCACUGCAGACUACGUCUUCCCAGACCUCACGGAGAAGGCAGCUUCCAUGGAAGACGAUGGCCAGGCCCAGGACCUACCGAACCUCCCCUCUGCCCUGCCCAAGACGAAUCUGGUUGAGCCUCCCUGGCAUAUGCCUCUAGAGGAGGAGGAGGAGGAGGAAGAGGAAGAGGAAGAGGAGGAGGAGGAAGAGAGGGAGAAGGAGGAGGUGCAAAAGGAGGAGGAGGAAGAGGAGGAGGAUUUGCUCCCGGUGGUGAGCGGGUCCCAAGAAGCCACAACUCAAGCCGGUGACUUUUCUCCCAGCAGCAGCAGCCAGACUCCUGGGGCCAGUGGACACAGGCACGAGGAUUCUGGGGAGCAGGCCUCCUCAGGCGUGGAGGGGGAGAGCAGUUUGGAGCCCAGCUUGUCACCACCCUCAGUCACCCCAAGUACCGUGACCCUGGGGGAUCAGGACUUUACCAGCCAGGAGGCUGGGGGUACCAUGUUGCCAGCUGCUGGGCUUGGGGUAGAGUUCGAGGUCCCCCAGGAAGCAAAUGUAGAGGCCACAGUGAGUGCAGCCGGGCUGGCCAGCAAGCAAGGGGAGCAGCCGUCCUCGCUUUCUUUCCUGCAAACAGAAGCUCCAGCUGGGGCUGAGGCCCUGGAUCAGGGUCCCUUUUACCCCAAGACCUCAGCCUCUUUCCCACCCACCUCUGGAGAUGUGGAACCGACACCUUUCUCAGUGACCUUGGGGAAGGAAGGUCCCAGCCAGCAGCCCCAGGAAGGACAGGCUGCUGAAGUCUUCUCCAGAACACCCUGGGACUCCACUCAGGUGAUCUGCAAGGACUGGAGCAACCUGGCUGGGAAGAACUACAUCAUUCUGAAUAUGACAGAGAACAUGGACUGUGAGGUGUUCCGGCAGCACCGGGGGCUGCGGCUCCUGGCCCUGGUGGAGGAGGUGCUGCCCCGCCACGGCAGCGGCCGCCAUGGGGACUGGCACAUCUCCCUGAGCAAGCCCAGCGAGAAGGAGCAGCACCUUCUGAUGACGCUGGUGGGCGAGCAGGGGGUUGUGCCCACCCAAGAUGUCCUCUCCAUGCUGGGUGACAUUCGCAGGAGUCUGGAAGAGAUUGGUAUCCAGAACUACUCCACCACCAGCAGCUGCCAGGCACGGGCCACCCAGGUGCGCAGUGACUACGGGACGCUCUUCGUGGUACUGGUGAUCAUCGGGGUCAUCUGCUUCAUCAUCAUUGUGCUUGGCCUGCUCUACAACUGCUGGCAGCGCCGGCUGCCCAAGCUCAAGCACGUGUCGCACGGCGAAGAGCUGCGCUUCGUGGAGAACGGCUGCCACGACAACCCCACGCUGGACGUGGCCAGCGACAGCCAGUCGGAGAUGCAGGAGAAGCAGCCCAGCCUGAACGGCGGCGGGGCCAUCAACGGCCCGGGGAGCUGGAGCGCGCUCAUGGGGAGCAAGCGUGACCCCGAGGACUCGGACGUGUUCGAGGAGGACACACACCUGUGAGCCGCCGAGCUCGGGCAGAGUCGCCUGGGGAGUCCGGGCCCUGCAGCCCGGCGGUGGCCUCGCGCCCGCCCGCGGGGACUGCGCAGGAUGGCCCGAAAGCCGCCGCGGAGCCCGCACAGCCCUGCGCCCCUCCCCGGCGCACCCCCGGCCCUCGGCGCGGGGCUCCUCCCGCUUCCUACUACACAAGGCGAUCUUGGCGCAGCU